AUGUGGCAAGACGAAUCAGACGAUUCGUCCUCACAUGCAGGCGGAAGUGGAGAAGGUGAAGAUGUUAAAGACAAGACCGUGUACGCCACGGCGGCAGAUUCGCAACAUGAGGAGACAAGGGAUGGUUCAAGCGCAGCCGAGCACGACAGCGACUACGAAGACCAGGAAGAAGACAGAGAUGAUAGCGACGAAGAUAACGACCAUGCUCCAGAAAGUAGUAGUAGUAGUAGUUCUGCAUCUAGCGCGAGCGAUGUCCCAAGGAGGCGACCGAAAGGCCGAUUGGAUGAAAAGACUCGCAAGCUCUUAGAAGAUAGCAAUUAUCUAAGGCGAUCAACGCGCUCGAAACUCGUUGACCGAAAGAAAAAAGGUAGCAGUCCAUCAGAGGAAGAAGAGGAAUCUGAUAUCCCAAGCGAGCAAAGCUCCUCUGAUGACGAGAGUUAUAAGCGAAAUAGUAGAAGAGGUGCAGUUUCCCAGAAAUCCAAGGGAUCACAUGGACGUGCUGCGAAAACGGCUCGCUCUGCUGUUGAUUACACGGAAAAAGGAUCCGAUGAAGAUCUUGAUGAAAAUGAUGUUCUUGAAUGGGAAGAGGAUAAGAAGUCGCCUUCUUCGGCCACUGCGAAUGCGGAAACUAUCGAAAGAGUGAUAAAGUCAAGAAUGGGUGCCCAAGGAGCAACUGGAUCUGCAACGACAUGCUAUAACGUAGCGGAAAAGGGCGACCCAAAUAGUCCUACCGCUGCUAUUCUCGAACAACAGUUUUUAAUAAAAUGGGUAGGCUGGAGCCAUCUACACAACACUUGGGAAUCUGAAGCGUCGAUUGCUGCGAUGGGCGCAAAUGGAAUAAAAAAGAUCCAGAAUUUUCUGAAAAAGCAGAAAGAAAUGGAGGAGUGGAAACGUACAGCAGAUAAAGAGUACAUUGAGUUCUAUGAGUGCGAACAAGUGAUGAAUGAAGAACUAUGUGAAGAGUAUAAAAAAGUAGAACGUAUAGUCGCUCACCAGGUGUCUCGUGACCGUAAUUCAGAAGGAGUGGAAGCUACUGAGUAUUAUGUGAAGUGGUGCGGACUAUCUUAUUCUGACUGCACUUGGGAGGACGCUCGUCUCUUACCUCAGGAACAGAUCCAAGCCUACCAUCGAAGGAUCGAGAAUUAUAAAGCUCCUAGCAAGAACGCUGUGGUAUUACGGAAAAGGCCUAAAUUCACAAAAAUCGAGGACAUGCCAUCCUUUCUUCAAGUGGAUGGUAGAGAACAAACUCUCCGAGACUAUCAACUAGAAGGUCUGAACUGGAUGCUACAUGCGUGGUGCAAGCAUAAUUCUUGCAUUCUCGCGGAUGAAAUGGGUCUUGGAAAGACGAUCCAGUCUAUAGCAUUUCUGGCAGCGUUGUAUCAUAGGUAUGAUCUGUACGGGCCGUUCCUCGUCGUCGUGCCGUUGUCUACAAUGGCUGCAUGGCAGAAAGAAUUUGCUCAAUGGGCGCCAAAUCUAAACCUUGUGACCUAUAUGGGCGACACUAGCUCUCGUGAGCAGAUUCGUCAGUUCGAAUGGUACGUAGCAGGCACGAAGAAAAUCAAAGUCAAUGCUGUCCUCACCACGUAUGAAAUUUUACUUAAAGAUAAGCCAUUCUUGGGCAGCUUCCAUUGGGCAGCACUGGCAGUCGAUGAGGCACAUCGUUUGAAAAAUGACGAAUCUCUUCUGUACAUUUCUCUCUCUUCUUUUAAUUGCGAUCAUCGGCUUCUCAUUACUGGAACACCACUGCAGAACUCUUUGAAGGAAUUAUGGGCUUUACUACACUUUAUAAUGCCAGAAAAAUUCGAUAGCUGGCCAGACUUCGAGAGUGGACACAGUGACCGAGACCAUAAGGGAAUCGCUGCUCUACACCGAAAGUUAGAACCAUAUCUGUUAAGGCGCGUGAAGAAAGAUGUGGAGAAAAGCUUACCUCCUAAGUUGGAACAAAUUUUGCGUGUGGACAUGACAGCCCAGCAAAAACAGUACUACAAGUGGAUUCUGACGAAGAAUUAUCGUGAACUGUCGAAAGGCGUUAAAGGAUCUAUUAAUGGUUUCGUAAACCUUGUCAUGGAGUUAAAGAAAUGCUGUAAUCACACUUCUCUCGUGCGACAAUAUGACCACUUUGAGAAUGAUCCACAGGCACGGCUACAGCAACUCCUUAAAUCGUCGGGAAAGCUGAUCCUAUUGGACAAACUGCUCUGUCGUCUCAAAGACACAGGGCAUCGUGUCUUGAUUUUUUCUCAGAUGGUGAUGAUGCUAGACAUCUUGCAGGAGUAUCUUCAACUGCGCCGUUUUCCAGCCCAGCGACUCGAUGGAUCUAUGAGAGCAGAUCUCCGUAAACAAGCGCUGGACCAUUACAAUGCCGAGGGAUCUACUGACUUUGCCUUCCUGCUUUCAACUCGCGCUGGAGGUCUGGGGAUCAACUUGGCUACCGCCGACACGGUUAUUAUAUUUGACUCCGACUGGAAUCCACAGAACGAUCUUCAAGCGAUGAGCAGGGCACAUCGAAUAGGACAAACUCGCCAGGUAAACAUAUACCGCCUAGUGACCCGUAACUCCAUGGAAGAAGAAAUCGUCGAGCGCGCGAAACGUAAACUUGUGUUAGACCAUCUUGUUAUUCAACGAAUGGAUACUACUGGAAGAACCGUACUUUCCAAGACGUCCGGAACUGGCGCUCGUUCGAUUCCUUUUGACAAGAAAGAACUUAAUGAUAUUCUGAAGUUUGGCGCGGCGGAUUUGUUCAAAGAAGGCGAAGGUGAAGAACAGGAGCCAGAAGUCGAUAUUGAUAGAAUUCUUAGUGUAGCAGAGACAAGGGAUGCUGACGAAACUCAGGAGAGCGGUAAUGAACUGCUGAAUUCUUUCAAAUACGCUAAUUUCUCAAUUAAUGAAGAACAAGACGUAGCAGCUGCUGCUCAACACCAGGUCUCAUCUUCGAAGGAUAAGGAAAAUGAAGGCACAGGUGCUGACUGGGAUGAGAUCAUUCCCGAAGCUGAAAGACAAAAACUCGAAGAAGAAGAGCGACGAAAAAUGGCAGCAGAUUUGGAGUUGGCACCUCGACAACGUGUUAAGGUUGACAUUGAGGAAGCAGAUGAUGGAGAUGCAUCUGCUUCUGAAGGAGAAGCCGAAAAUAAUGGUCGCAAGAAAAGAAAAAAAGCGUUUGGAGAUUUCUCAGGUGCAGAGAUCAAAAGAUUUGUACGAUCGUUCAGAAAGUUUGCGAAACCGUUGCAAAGACUUGAAGCUCUUGCACAGGAUGCGGAGCUGGAGGAACACAGUGCCGAUGAGUUGCGAAAGCUUGCAGAAGCACUUCUUGACGGUUGCGAAAAGGCUGAAGAAGAGCACGAAUUAAAGAAGAAUGAAGCGAAGACGGAUGGAGAGAAGACAAAAGAUCGAGGGCCAUCAUUCAAAUUUGUGGGAGUGGUGGACGUGAACGUGCGAUCCAUUCGAAAAUUACAUGCAGAGUUAGAACCUUUACACAAGGCCCUCUCUGAGAUUGAAUCAAGUACAGACUUUAGGCCUCCUCAUAAAGCGCGCUCUCAGAAGGGGUGGGAUGUGGAAUGGACGUCCGUAGACGACGCUGCAUUGUUACGUGGUGUGUACAAAUAUGGGCUAGGAAGUUGGGAAGCGAUUAAAAUGGAUCCGCAACUUGGUUUAGCUGACAAAAUCUUCCUGAAGGACAAGAUCCGAAAGCCACAGCCACGGCAUGUGCAGCAGCGUGUAGAUUACCUGCUGAAGUUAAUGGACAAGUCCACCAAUGGAAUGAGAAACCAAAAAGCAGCGAUAUCAGGAACGCGUAAACGCAAAGCGCCUGACGACGACCAAGGAAGAUCUUCCGUAGUCGAAGAAAAGAAGCGACGAGAGAAAGAACAUUCUUCUAACCAUAAACAUCAUCACCAUCAUCACAUCACUCCAACGAAGUCGUCAACGACCACACGCGAUAAAACACUCGCAGAUCAACUUGCUUUGGUACUUAUCGAGAAAUCCAUCUAUGGGCAGGCCCUUGAGGACACUGGAGAUAGGCCUUUUUCUGAAUGUGUGAAGAUGAUGCGGCCGGUUCAAAAAUAUAUCAAGAAAUUGACAGAAGCUUGUAGCGAAAAAGAGGCAGCAAAGUACCUAAUGAGGUUAGGUGACAACUGUCGUGAUCAGUUAGACGAAAUGCUCAAGAGGAAACCAAAGACAAAUGUACGUAAAUGGUAUAACUAUAUGUGGAUAUUCUUAUCGAAGUUUGUCUCCCAAGAACCUAUGGAAAUGCUGCAGAAGUACCGAGAACUUUGUGCAGCGAAUCAUCGACAUAAACAUCGUGAUCAUAACAACGUUCAAAAGGACCGAUCACCCACUAAACACGACCCGGAGAAGGGUAAGGAGCGAGACAAGAAAGAGCAUCAUAAGAAGAAACAUCACAAGCAUGAUAAAGAACACAGAGAGCAUCGAACCCAUAGACCUCAUGAUGGGCACAAGGAUCGAGUCUUUCGAGAAGAACCUCCAACAGAGUAUCGUAGUCCUCUACAAGACGAGUAUCGAAGUUCUCCACUUGUGCGACCUCCCCUCCUUUCCGCUACUCCCCGGUAG
Necator americanus (New World hookworm) is the source of this 4563-nucleotide messenger RNA. RefSeq lists its product as uncharacterized. The transcript has 32 exons. Lineage: Eukaryota; Metazoa; Nematoda; Chromadorea; Rhabditida; Ancylostomatidae. Gene Ontology annotation, biological process: regulation of transcription by RNA polymerase II; nucleosome organization. The record is from RefSeq and is a predicted model, not a curated record. Bases 1 to 4563 code for a protein of 1520 amino acids. Gene Ontology annotation, cellular component: chromatin; nucleus. Gene Ontology annotation, molecular function: ATP hydrolysis activity; ATP binding; histone binding.